This is a messenger RNA of Saccostrea echinata, 1149 nucleotides long. RefSeq lists its product as uncharacterized. NCBI's taxonomy places the organism in Eukaryota, Metazoa, Mollusca, Bivalvia, Ostreida, Ostreidae. The record is from RefSeq and is a predicted model, not a curated record. Gene Ontology annotation, cellular component: extracellular matrix. The coding region runs from base 37 to 1149 and encodes 370 amino acids. The transcript is spliced from 3 exons.
CAAUUCACUCAAAGAAUGAAGAGUUCUUAGCAUGUGAUGGUCAUGAUGGUUCAUCUUGCAAUUAUCAAAUGUCUUGUCAUUUUCCAUGUUCUGAAUAACACAGAAACAACUAAUACUGAGAUGUGUAGCUUCAGGCCUCACACCGAUGAUUGUGAGAAUCGAGGAUGGUUAUGGGAUUGCAGUUAUCUUAGCUUGCAAACAGUUCCUCGAAAUAUACCAGAAAAAUAUCGAAAUACGUCAUUGGCUUUGGAUCUUUCCGGAAACAAAUUCACCACUCUUUCAUCUGAGACCUUUUCUAGGGUCAAUAUCAAAUUGUUGCCAAAUAUAAAAGCUCUCUAUCUACAGUACAACAAUAUUAGAAUAAUAAGAAAAUUUGCUUUUGGUUCACUGGAGAAUUUAUGUGUUCUUACUCUUUACAAGUGCAAUUUGGGAAAAUUUUCUCUAGCCAACCAAUCAUUUGCUAAUCUAACAAAGCUGAAAGUUUUGCAUAUACAUUACAAUGCAUUUGAACAUCUGGGAUAUCCAGAUAUUGAAAUUUCCAGAAUAUUGACUUUGAAAAGUUUGACAUUAGGGGUCUUCAAAGGCUUUCUUUUUAGUGACCAUUUUCGAAAGUUAACACAGUUGGAAAAAGUGAUUUUGUUCAAAGAAAAAUCAAAAUUUCAUCUUAAAAAGAGUACGUUUGUCGGUCUGUCCAACUCUCCCAUCUAUUACCUGAAAUUAUAUUUCAGGAACCUAGUGUAUUGUGAUGUCAGUGAAGAAAUCUUUUGCUCAUUUCCUGUUUUGAAAGGUGUGUUCAUUGACUUUGGUGGAAUGUGCGACUUGAACGUUGCAUUACUAUCCUUGAAAUGUCUUCAGAAUAGAACAAUGGAUUAUAUUAAUGCUGAUGAAAAUAAACCAAGACACCCAGAAAGAGAAAUUUUUCUAAACAAGCAAAAUUGUAAAUAUUUGUUCAAUACAUGCACCAAGAACGUCACACUUAGUAAAAACCGGAUAUCUAGAAUUUCGGACAACCCUCUAAAGACUCGAAUGGGUCAAUGCAUGGAGUACUUUGACAUAUCUAUGAAUAGAAUUGAGUUUAUUAAGCCUGAUAUUAUGGUGGAUUUUCUCACAGCAUAUCCACGACUGCGAGAAAAUGAUAAACUACAGUGA